Molecule: messenger RNA, 1540 nt
Organism: Bactrocera tryoni
Lineage: Eukaryota; Metazoa; Arthropoda; Insecta; Diptera; Tephritidae
Product: ribosome biogenesis protein NOP53
Exons: 5
Coding region: 98-1465 (455 amino acids)
Biological process (GO): ribosomal large subunit assembly; rRNA processing
Cellular component (GO): nucleolus
Molecular function (GO): 5S rRNA binding
Source: RefSeq, a predicted model, not a curated record
UUCAUUUACUUUUCGAAAACACACGUGUAUUUCUUUAAGGUUUUCACGGUAGAAAUUAAAAUUUAAACAAAUUGAGUUUAAGUAAACUUGAAGAAAUAUGUCUGCUAUUAAGAAAAAACGUAUUUCAAAGAAAACCAAAUCAGCAUGGCGCAAAACGGAUAUUAAAGAUGUGGAAGAAUUUUUAGAGGACCAACGGCAAGAGGAACGUGUUGGAUCGUUUGCAGAAAAAAAGGACGAUGAGUUGUUUACGGUUGAUGCUACACCACUGAAACACAAACCGGCCAUUCUGACAGAAAAGCAAAAACGGAAGUUAAAUGCUAAAAACCCAUUGCGUUCCUUGGAAGCCUUAAACAACACAUCUAAAGUCCAAGAUCCGAUUGUGAAAAGGAAUCGAGUUCGCCAAAAGAAAAGUGGACGUAUUAUCGAAGAAGAGGUGCGGAACCCAACUAAACCUCGACAUUUCCAAGCAAACAAAGAUAGGGAACGAUACUACGAAACUCUUGAAAAAAAGCUAAAGAAAGAGGACCAAUUAACCAAAACAGCAAAAGACGUAUGGGCAGAAGAAGAUUUCCGAGAUAAAAUACCUGGUUUAAAGGAUGAAAAAGGAUGGAUAAGCAAAGAAUUGGCACUGCAUGUAACAAAGAAUGUUGGUAAACCAGUAAUAAAAGUUCACGAUAGUAUACGUCAUCGCACAACAAAAGCAAAAAAAUUCGCAGCCCCUCCUCCAGGCCUAAGUUAUAAUCCAUCAUUGGAUGACCACCAAACAUUGCUUAAAGAAGUUGUAGAACGAGAAGAGAAAAUCAUAAAAGAGGAAAACCACUUGAAACGAGUUACUACUCAAAUGUUUUCGAAAGUUACACCAGAGGAGCGUGAUACACGGCGUUUGCAAGAAAUGCGUUCAGGCUUAGAUGAUGAAAGUGAGGGAGAAACAAACGAUGUCGCAGAAGAUGGGGAAUAUAAAACUAUUAAUCCACCCGUUGAAAAUAAGAAGAAAAGUAAACAGUCAAGGCGGAAAGAACUGCAACAAAAAGAAUUACAGAAAAAACAAGCUGAAAAGAAAGCACUGAAAAAGCAAAUCGCUGACUUAAACAGGAUAAAGUCAAUUAAAACCGAAGUCAUUGCCGAAGAGGAGGCAUUAAAGAUUUUAAAAAAGCACCGUAAAAAAGUUGAAUUAAAGAAAAAAUUCGAAACUAAACGGUUAGGACGUCUUAAGUAUGUGGAUCCAGAUAUAGAUAUCAAUAUGCCAGAAGACAUUGCUGGCAAUCUGAGGAAUGUAAAACCAGAGUCCAGUUUGUUGGUGGAUAGAUUUAAAAACUUCCAAAAACGAAACAUUUUGCCUGUAAGUGUUGCAACUGGCAAGCAGAAGUCAAAGAAAGUAAAACGUUUUCCACGAAGUACGCACAAAGACCCUGGCGUAUCGUUUCAAAUGCUCCGAGAACAGCGCAAAGUUGGACAAACUUACUGACAUUGUUUAAAAAUAAUAUUACAUACAAAUAUAUAAUUGAAGUAAUAAAAAAUUAGUUCAGUAUAUUCUAUAUAA